Molecule: messenger RNA, 4900 nt
Organism: Octopus sinensis (East Asian common octopus)
Lineage: Eukaryota; Metazoa; Mollusca; Cephalopoda; Octopoda; Octopodidae
Exons: 2
Coding region: 2899-4863 (654 amino acids)
Biological process (GO): G protein-coupled receptor signaling pathway; cell surface receptor signaling pathway
Cellular component (GO): membrane
Molecular function (GO): G protein-coupled receptor activity
Source: RefSeq, a predicted model, not a curated record
UAAACGUAUCCUAAACACUUUACGGGUUUAAAUUAAUACUCAGUCUAUGGUUAAAUCUAGUCCACAAAUCGCGUACCGUCUUAAUCAUGUAAAUGCAUUGCUUGAAAGCUAAACACAAAGCUGGUACACCCGUAUUCAAACAGUUGAAUCACAUUCAUACUUACACACACAUACACACACACAACAUACACACGCGCGCACUACACGGAUGGGCCCAGCGUAUCAAGCUUACUAGUCAUUAAAUACGGAUAAGCUAGAAAGCAAUGUGCUAACAUCCAUUAUUCCUGCACUUUCUCCAAAUACGUAUGACAUUCUCGUGCUGAGUUUUUCUUGUGAAAAGGCAAUUAGUAUAUGCAAUAUAUCCAACAAUUACGGGUGGACGCAUUAAUUUCGAAAUAGUAUAUCCUGACGAUACAUGAAUUUCUCUUUAUCUCUCUUUUUCUGUCUCGCACCUUCUCGCUCUCUUAUUCCCCCCUUCUCUUUAUCUCACCCCCUCUCACUCUGCUCCAUUUUCAUUUCAAAUCACAGAGAAGGUGGCCUUGAAAAUCAACGUUUAGCAGAAAACUGCCUGCAAGGUUUUAUUUCUGCACUACAAAUUCCCAUUACCUCCCAGAUCUAAUACUGAUUACGUAUGAUAAAACUGCCAAAACCCAAAAUUCCAAAGCAUGGUAAUAUUCAACGUCUCCCCAACAUCUUUUACUAGAGAGCGUCUAGAUAAUAUUGGUUUAGCACAAAGCUAGCAAUUUUCGUUGAAAUACGCUGUCUUUUAUUUCAAUUAAUUUCAAAACUAAAGAUUGGUCGGAUUUUAUUGAUCACGUGUGCGAUAUUCUAGCGAAUCGUGAGGCAAUACUGAAAAUACUCUGCCGGUUCACUACCUUCGUCUAUGUUAUAUUAUUGGUUUCAAAUGUUGGCACAAGGCUGGCAGUUUCGUGAGAGAAGUUAGAUAGAUUGCAUCGACCCCUGUGUUUAAUGGAUUAUUUUAUUGAUUAUUUUAUUGUCCCCCAAGGGAAUGAAAGGCAAAGUUGACCCCGGCCGCAUUUGAGCCCAAAAUGUAAAGACUAACGAAAUGCUGCUAAGUUUUUGCCCGAUGUUUUAACGAUUCUGCUGGUUAGCCGCCUUCUUGUAUGUUAUGGUACUCAAGUUCAAGAAAAGUUUCUUAUCCAAAAUAGCUAAAACAUCAUUGCAAAUAUCUUGAAGUUAGCUAUGGUUACCUUUAAAACACUCUAGAUUCUCAAGUUAAAGAAAAGUUUCUUAUGGUAUUAGCCAGAUAUUUUAAGCAACCAGCUGGAAAUCCGUGGGCACGCCGGGCAAAAUGCUUAACGGCAUUUUGUCUGUGUUUACGUUCUGAGUUCAAACUCUGCCGAGGUCAACUUUAUCUUUCAUCCUUUCUGAGUCGAUAAAAUAAGUAACAGUUGAACACUGGGGUCGAUGUAAUUGACUUGCUCCGCUCCUGAAAUUGCUGGCCUUGAGCCAAAAUUUGAAACCAGUAUCAUAACAUGGUUCUUUAGACGUCCUACAAUCACUUCCUAUCAGCUCUCUACAAUGAAGGUUGGAUAUAUAGCUAGUACAUACUGAAUUUUCCCGAGAAAACCCUUCUCUAGUAAGCGCCUCCAACACAGCAGCAACAUUUGUAAGUUAGCCUACUAACCCAUUCGCAAUGUGCAUAUGUGUUAUGUGCCUUCGUAUUAUAUUUCUCAUAAAUAUGGAGAUUUCACAUUGGUAGCACUAUCCACAACCUACACGUUCGAAUUAAAUACAAAUACCUCCUUUGUCAAAAAAUUCUGGAAAAAUGCCAUAACAUAGAGAUAAGGGCGGUUACCAAAGCCACAAAAUGAAAUAUUUGAAAUCUGAGGAGUAAACAAAUCAUUUUGAUUUAAAAAGCAAAACGUUAACCAGUCUUAUUAAUGGUAGAAUUAUCUAAACUACACUGAUUGGCUGAUUUCAUUAACACAAAAAGUCAGCAUCUUCCACAAAUUCUCCCCAAGAUUUUAGCGUCCAAAAUGUAACUGAUUCCUUAUUUUAACCUGUUAUGAUUUUGAAUCUUCUGAUAAUUUGGAAAUUGAUUUUUAAAUCUACAAGGCUAUCAGCUGAAAAUGGGUAGAUAUAAAAUUGGCUUACUUAAUCAGAAACUUUCCUGCAGAAAUUACUAACAAAAAGACAUUUUUUCGACCAGAGAGACUUAAAUGUGGCGGCCAAUUUCACCAUUCACGAUACACGCAUGCGAGAUCCAUUUCACUAAAUGAAAUAUCUACUAUCCCGGACGUAUAGUUCAGGAGCUUCUAUAUUCGAAUACAAAAGCGCUUCCCCACAUGGGCAUAUCCUUCAAAAAUCACUGCAACACAUAUAGCCACGGGAAAAUGGACAUUGCUAUCAGCAUCAAAGUCGCAUAAGUAAUUUGGAAAUGAAAAGAGCAUAUACAAAUUAUUAAUAACCUACACGAAUUGGAUAACAUUCACUGGCUACUUUAGCAAAUUUGGUUGAUCAUCGUGCGUACCUGUACUUAAAACCAAUAACUUUUCUCUAUGUCAUAGCAGCAUACUUAAGCUAACAGCAUAUUGGACACAGAUUGAACGCAAACUUUUGCAAUUUUACAACUCAACACAUGCUUUCUUUGAAUUUUGUUCACACAACGCCGCGAGGCUAACUCAAGCUGACAAUUAUUUUCUCUCUUUAUUUUGUCUUCGUGUACAUUUGGAAAGAGUUAUUCUAUCAAGAUUAUUAAACAUCUUUAAGAUGCAGCAGUUAUGAAAUAACUCGUUCAAAGGAAAAAGUGUAAUACUAAUAAGAAUGAAUUUAUUACUGCAAAUACAGACACAAUCUUGAUACCACUAGGCACCAGAAGGAUGCUGAUGCGAGUGUAACUAUCAGAAGUUUAUCCUGCAUACAUCAGAAUUUAAAAUGAUAUUCAAGAUGGUACUUUACUUCAAGAAUAUCUUGCAGAUUCUUUUGAUAGCGCUUGGAAACGAAGUUAUUCAACGAUCAUGUUGUUCGGUGGAAAACUCUGAAUGUUAUCCAUCACUGUGUGAUGCUGAAAGUUUGCGACGAAGAUGUUCUUGUCAUCAGUAUUGUAAUUUAUAUAAAGAAUGUUGUUCAGACGUGAUCAGGGAUACAUUAAUUGAACAUGGAACCUCGUCAAUAGAUUACAGAUGCAAGAAAAUUAAUGAUGAUGAAUUAGACAGCUAUUUUCUAUUUGACCGCUGUCCUAGCAACCAUUCAAUUACAAAACACGUCACUUACUGUGAAACACCAGAUGGGAAUGACCGAUUAUACAACAUACCCGCUUUGGGAAAACGAACUAAAAGACUUUACAGGAAUUUGUUCUGUGCUCUGUGUAACGGAGAGGAAUACAUAUUAUGGACAGUUCACUACAAAUGUGAUCAUCAGAUGGAUAUAGAUUUAUCACUAUUCCCUCACAUGCUGAGAAAUAAUCAUUGUAAUGUAUCGAUCGAAGCACCGUUGAACUUUAGCGAAUACCAAUAUCCAUGUACUGAUUAUGUUUCAAGCUGUCCCCUAAAAGUUACCAAUGCAUCUUUAGUUUCUUCUUGUACGUUUGGACCAAUGGCUAUUGUAAGAUCAAAUGGGACUAAUUUUAGGAACAUUCACUGCGCCAUCUGUAAUGGUGUUGAUAUUAAUGAUAUUGACUGUAAUGUAACUAUCUUUAUAGAAAAGUCAUAUAAUAUAAAAGUGUAUAGUCGAACAGUAAUAUUUAAUUACUAUAAUAACACUGUUGAAAUAUUAAAUGCAAAUAAUGAAAGAGAUUAUUUGAAAGAAGUGCCUUCUUGUUCACAUGGAUUUGCUUAUGAUGAACUAAAGAAUGAAUGCCGAGUAGUUGACUUUAGCUCCAUGUUAAAUUGUACAACAAAACGACUGAAAGAAUACGAGUAUAAUUUCACUAGUGAUGGAUCUCUCUAUCUGAAAUCUUCCCAAACUUUGUUAAACCAGUCAGAAUUCAAUCGAGAUCCUCAAGGAAUAAAUAUUUGUGAAAAAGAUAGUAAUGACAUGAUCCCAGGAUAUAUUUAUGUUGUGAGCGAGAUAGUAUUAGUGGGCCUAGUGACCUCUAUUCUUGCUCUAGCGAUCACAAUUAUAGUUUACCUCUGUAUACGGGAACUCCGUACAAUACCAGGUAAACUGUUCAUUAGUUAUUUAUCAUCAUUGUGCAUCGCAGAAUUUGUGUAUCUUAUCUCACGGCAAAUUACUUCAAAGUCUAUGUGUAUAGCAUUCGCUGUUCUAAAGCAUUAUUUCUCCUUGGCAGCUUUCUUCUGGAUGAAUGUCAUGUCAUUUGAUUCCUGGUACACUUUCUCGGGACUUACACCGCUUCGAGGUACAGAAAAAAAUGCAACGAAACUAAUCUAUUAUUCUAUAUAUGCCUGGAUAUGUCCCCUUGUAAUUGUAACAGUGUCACUCGUAUUUCAAUAUGUACCUGGGGACAAUGGACUUUCUCCAGAAUAUGGGAAGAAACGGUUUUGCUGGAUUACAAAUAUAAAAUUUCGAUUGUGGUUUUUUUCAGGCCCAAUAAUAAUAAUUUUAUUACUUAAUAUAUUGGCUUUCAUAUUCACUGCCAGAGGUAUCUAUAUAGCGAGUAAAAACUCAUCAAAAUAUCUCGCAGUAAAAAAUAAAAAGAAGCUGAAGAUUUAUUUAAAACUAAGCCUUCUAAUGGGGAUACCAUGGAUAUUUACACUUCCUCCCUUCGACGAAAUCCCUGAAGUUCUUCUCACUGCUUCUAUCUUUAAUUCGUUUGAUGGAUUAUUAAUUAGCAUAGCAUUGUUAUCAACUAAAAAAGUUAGACGUUAUUUUCGACUGAAAUGCUCUCAUUACUGUUGCAAAUGGAAUGGUGUUGACAUUUCUACAAUUUCUGAUCAAUAAUAAGAAACAAUGCUCAUAAUUAGUGUACUCAAUAAAC